AUGGAGUCACCAAACUCCCCAAUGAAAAUUGAUAAUCCGACGACUGUGACUCGAAGUCCAGAGCUCGCAGAACCUAUAUCAGAACCUCGAGAAUGGAAUACAAAAAACCUGACGUAUAGACUUGGUGUGGAUUUUGUGUCUGGUUUUACGGCUGCAACUAUGGUUGCGCCAAUUAUCACUAUCAUCGACAAAGGUAUCAUGCAAAAUGCCUCCGGACAAGCAACACUCAGAGACUCACUACGAUCGUCCCUCAAGAGCUUCCUUCUCCAACCUCAUAACCUGCUCUUCUCGAAACCUUUCGCCCUGAUAUGUAUGUUAUACGGAGGCACAUACCUGACAGCCAACACCCUCGAUACUGUUACAUCCACCGUACAUAACAAGCCCGCAUCUACAGUCACAUCUGGAACAUCGAAAUUCGUUGCAAGCUCGACCGCAAACAUCGGAUUAUGUCUCUUCAAAGAUCAAACAUUCGCCCGCUUGUUUGGUCCCUCCGGUCCACCAAGACCCGUACCUUUCCCCUCAUAUAUACUCUUCACUGCUCGCGAUUGUCUGACCAUUUAUGCUUCAUUCAACAUACCGCCUAUGCUUGGCCCAGUCAUCACCAAGAAUCUAUCAGAGGAAUUACAAAAGUCGAUAAGCGGACAAACAAUUUCGCAAUUUUUGGCGCCAGCUUCGGUACAGCUUAUAAGUACGCCUAUGCAUUUGUUGGGCUUGGAUUUAUAUAAUAGAGGGAAAGGUGUUACUUGGGGAGAUAGAUGGGGUAUUGUGAAGAAGAAUUGGGGGGUUAGUGCUGCGGCUAGAAUAUGUAGGAUUGUGCCUGCGUUUGGUGUAGGAGGGGUGGUGAAUAUGAAGGUCAGGAAGGGAUUGAUGAAUCGCUUGGAGUAA
This is a messenger RNA of Sclerotinia borealis F-4128, 885 nucleotides long. NCBI's taxonomy places the organism in Eukaryota, Fungi, Ascomycota, Leotiomycetes, Helotiales, Sclerotiniaceae. The record is from the annotation of a GenBank genome assembly.